GUCUAAUAGGGAAGAGACGGUCUCAGCUGGUGGUUCUGCUUAGAGAAAGAAAACCUUUCCUAAGAUCCACUCUGUCCUGACUCAGUGGCCUAAAGUCACUAAAGCCUUGGGUCACACCCUGAGCAGUCCACUUGCUGUUAGGUUCAAUGACGUCCCCUGAAGUGGAAUGCGUUUGGCUGCUCUUUUAGUAUGCGGAUGUCCUGCACAGUAUUUGCUGGCCUGUGUGUCCCAGUGUCCCUCACACACCAAAACGGGGUCCCGACCGCUGUGGGCAGGCAUUGCUGCAGAUUGGGAUGAACAUGAUGGCACUACCCGGAGGCCGCCACCUGGAUUCCAUUCCUCUGCAAGGGCAGAGGCUACCCUUCAUGCAGGUGGACUCGGUCCAGCGCUGGAUGGAGGACCUGAAGCUCAUGACCGAGUGUGAGUGCAUGUGCGUCUUGCAGGCAAAGCCCAUCAGCUUGGAGGAAGACACACAAGGUGACCUUAUCCUAGCAGGGGCUCCUGGCCCAGGAGAUCCACUACAGCUGCUCCUGAAGCGGGGCUGGGUCAUCAGCACAGAGCUUCGCAGGAUCGGGCAGAAGCUGGCCCAGGACCGCUGGGCACGUGUGCACAGUAUGAGUGUGCGUCUGACAUGCCAUGCACGCUCCAUGGUCAGCGAGUACAGCACCAUCAGCAGGACCUCCUCACAGGAAAUGGGCCAGGCGGAGAAACUACUCAUGGAGAAAUGUUCUGAGCUCUCGGCAGUCACUGAGAGGUGCCUCCAGGUGGAGAAUGAGCAUGUUCUGAAGUCAAUGAAGGCCUGCGUGAGUGAGACCCUGAGCACGCUGGGCCAGCACUUUGGCCAGCUACUGGAGCUGGCUCUGACACGGGAAGUGCAGGCACUUGUGAGAAAAAUUGAUACCUCAGACAACAUCUACAUCAUGGAGUCUACCACAGGGAACCUGUUCAGCCUGACCCAGGAGGGGGCUCCUUUGUGUCGCAUCAUAGCCAAGGAAGGUGGAGUUGUAGCCCUCUUCAAGGUCUGCCGGCAGGACAGCUUCCGGUGCGUGUACCCCCAGGCGCUCCGCACACUGGCCUCUAUCUGCUGUGUAGAAGAAGGUGUCCAUCAGUUGGAGAAGGUGGAUGGUAUCCUGUGCUUGGCCGACAUCUUGACUGAUGACAGCCACUCCGAGGCCACUAGAGCUGAGGCUGCAGCUGUGGUGGCCCAGGUUACCUCCCCACAUCUGUCCUUCACCCAGCACCUUACUAGCUUCCUGGAGAACAUGGAGGAGAUUGUGACAGCCCUCAUCAAAUUGUGCCAAGAGGCCUCAUCGGGGGAAGUCUUCUUGCUGGCCUCUGCGGCCCUUGCCAACAUCACCUUCUUUGACAAAAUGGCCUGUGAGAUGCUUCUGCAGUUGAAUGCCAUCCGUGUCCUCCUGGAAGCCUGCAGUGACAAACAGAGAGUGGACACACCUUAUACUCGGGACCAGAUUGUGACCAUCUUGGCAAACAUGUCUGUGCUGGAGCAGUGUGCCUCUGACAUCAUUCAGGAGAAUGGUGUCCAGCUCAUCAUGGGCAUGCUGUCCGAGAAACCAAGGUCUGGGACUCCCGCCGAAGUGGCAGCCUGUGAAAGGGUACAGCAGAAAGCUGCGGUGACUCUCGCCCGCCUCUGCCGAGACCCAGAUGUGGCCCAGGAGGCUGUGCGGCUCAGCUGUAUGUCCCGCCUGAUUGAGCUCUGCCGAUCGCCCUCUGAGCGGAACAGCAGCGACGCUGUGCUUGUGGCCUGCCUGGCUGCCCUGCGACGGUUGGCUGGGGUCUGCCCAGAAGGCCUCCAGGACGCUGACUUCCAGCAGCUGGUCCAGCCUCGGCUUGUGGAUUCCUUCCUGUUGUGUAGCAACAUGGAGGAGAGUUUUGUGUAGGAGAAAGAGGCACACAGUGGACACUCCUCAGAACACUAGCUCUUCUCGCCUCCUUAUUUAUAUGUAAUUUAUUUUUUUUUACAUGAAAUAGAAAGGGAAAUCUUCAUUAGUGAGGAGAGGAGGUGGGCCUCGGGAAUAAUUAAUCUUCCUCCCUCCCUCCCUCCCUCCCUCCUUCCAUCUCUCCUUCCCUCCCUCCCUCUCUUUCUUCCUUUCUUUCUUUUUUCUUUUUGACUUCUGCAGCUGUGCUGGUGCAGAAGUUGAAUCAUGUCAAUGUUUACGUGACAGGUUGUCACAGGUGAUUCCCCUUGUGAUACUUUCUCUCUUUUCAGCAUGUACUCUUUCUUGCCUAGUUAAAAACAAAACAACUUUGAACCGGGGUAUUUUAACUACCUGGCAUUUUUAAAAGCUAGUUUUACUCUUCAAAAAUUGAAAGCAAAUUUCACAAUUGGAAAUGCUUUCCUUUAAUAAACGGAACU
This is a messenger RNA of Alexandromys fortis (reed vole), 2374 nucleotides long. RefSeq names its product INSC spindle orientation adaptor protein (gene Insc). Gene Ontology annotation, biological process: asymmetric cell division; regulation of asymmetric cell division; apical protein localization. The transcript is spliced from 13 exons. Gene Ontology annotation, cellular component: apical cortex. The record is from RefSeq and is a predicted model, not a curated record. Lineage: Eukaryota; Metazoa; Chordata; Mammalia; Rodentia; Cricetidae. Gene Ontology annotation, molecular function: protein binding; cytoskeletal adaptor activity. The coding region runs from base 294 to 1898 and encodes 534 amino acids.